AUGUUAUCUUCUAUGAUCCCCACUACCAUUCUCGCCCUUUGCGCAACUGUUACACUCGCUGUUCAACCGAUAGAAAUUCAAGGUUCCGACUUUGUAAACUCUGCUACCGGUAAUAAAUUUCAACUUUUGGGUGUCGCAUAUCAACCAGGUGGAUCUUCAGGAUACAAUCCUGGAAGUGGUGUUGAUCCUCUCAGUGAUGGUGCCGUUUGUUUGAGAGAUGCGGCUUUGAUGCAACAAUUGGGUGUUAAUGCUAUUCGUGUGUACAAUGUGGAUGGAACUCUUAAUCAUGAUGAAUGUGCAAGUAUCUUCAACGAGGUUGGAAUUUAUAUGUUGAUUGAUGUUAACUCCCCUCUUGUUGGCGAGAGCAUCGAUCGAAGCGCCCCAUGGACUAGUUAUGAUGUCGGUUAUUUGACCAGAAUCUUUGCUGUUGUUGAAGCUUUCAAGGAUUACCCAAACACUUUACUUUUCUUUGCAGGAAAUGAAGUUAUUAACGAUGAUGAUACCGGAAAAACUGUUCCUCCAUAUAUGAGAGCUGUAACUCGCGAUCUCAAAAAUUAUAUCGCCAAACACUCUUCUCGCUCCAUUCCAGUGGGUUACAGUGCUGCAGAUGUUCGUGAUAUUCUCCUUGAUACAUGGAACUACCUUCAAUGUACCACUACCGACGACGAUACCGAUCCAUCAAGAGUCGAUCUCUUUGCUCUCAACAGUUACUCAUGGUGUGGAGACUCUUCAUAUACCACUUCCGGUUAUGAUGUUCUUGUUUCCGAUUUCGGCAAUUCUAGUGUUCCAGUUUUCUUCUCCGAAUAUGGUUGCAACGUUCCAGCUCCUCGUGUUUUCACAGAAGUUCCAGUUCUUUACGGUCCAUUGAUGACUCCAGUUCUUUCUGGAGGUAUGGUUUAUGAAUUCUCACAAGAAACCUCAAAUUAUGGAUUGGUCACUAUCAAUGAUGAUGGAUCGGCUCAACUUCUUUCCGACUACAACACUCUUCAAAAACAAUUCAACACCCUUAACAUCACUAGCAUUGAAGGAGUCAAGGCACAAAACACCACUACAGUCGCGCCAAAAUGUGAUUCAUCUCUCCUCACCAGUACAACCUUCAACAGAAAUUGGACCCUUCCAGCUGUUCCACCAGGAGCUCAAGAUGUCAUUGAUAAUGGUAUUAAGAACGCUAACAACGGAAAGAUUAUUUCUGUUUCAGAUACAAAAGUAACUCAAAAAGUUACAGAUGUUGGAGGAAAUACCAUUUCCAACCUUGCCAUUAAACCAUUGUCAAAUGAUCAAAGUAAUACUCCAUCAGGCGAAACCACUGGUUCAGACGUCACAUCCUCAUCCUCAUCCGCAUCUACAUCAGCAACCAAAACUUCAUCAUCGUCAUCAUCAUCAAAAUCUACUAGCACUAGCUCAGCUUCUAGUUCUACCAGUACCAAAACGAGUGGAGCUAGAAAAAUCGAAGGAAGUUUGAUUGCUUUAGUAGCUAUGAUGGGAGUUGGAUUGGUUCUUAUUUAA
Sclerotinia sclerotiorum 1980 UF-70 is the source of this 1506-nucleotide messenger RNA. RefSeq lists its product as hypothetical. The record is from RefSeq and is a predicted model, not a curated record. The transcript is spliced from 4 exons. Gene Ontology annotation, cellular component: fungal-type cell wall; cytoplasm. Gene Ontology annotation, biological process: fungal-type cell wall (1->3)-beta-D-glucan biosynthetic process. The coding region runs from base 1 to 1506 and encodes 501 amino acids. NCBI's taxonomy places the organism in Eukaryota, Fungi, Ascomycota, Leotiomycetes, Helotiales, Sclerotiniaceae. Gene Ontology annotation, molecular function: 1,3-beta-glucanosyltransferase activity.